Staurois parvus is the source of this 444-nucleotide messenger RNA. The record is from the annotation of a GenBank genome assembly. Lineage: Eukaryota; Metazoa; Chordata; Amphibia; Anura; Ranidae.
CAGUCAAGGCACACUUUAAAAUUAUGGACAGUACCGAGGCACCCUUUAAAAUGAUGGACAGUCCCGAGGUACCCUUUAAAAUGAUGGACAGUCCCGAGGCACCCUUUAAAAUGAUGGACAGUCCCGAGGCAGCCUUUAAAAUGAUGGACAGUCCCGAGGCCUUUAAAAUGAUGGACAGUCCCGAGGCACCCUUUAAAAUUUAAAAUGGGCAGUCCCGAGGCACCCUUUAAAAUUAUAGACAGUCCUGAGGCACCCUUUAAAAUUAUAGACAGUCCUGAGGCACCCUUUAAAAUUAUGGAACAGUUCCGAGGCACCCUAUAAAAUUAUAGACAGUCCCGAGGCACCCUUUAAAAUUAUGGAGAGUCUUGAGGCACCCCAUUUUAAAAUUUUAAAAUGAGUGCCCCUUUAAAAUUAUGGACAGUCUUGAGGCACCCCAUUUUAGAA